Messenger RNA from Sitodiplosis mosellana (orange wheat blossom midge), 2251 nucleotides. Its product is annotated as proton-coupled folate transporter. Bases 529 to 2034 code for a protein of 501 amino acids. Gene Ontology annotation, cellular component: membrane. Gene Ontology annotation, biological process: transmembrane transport. Lineage: Eukaryota; Metazoa; Arthropoda; Insecta; Diptera; Cecidomyiidae. The record is from RefSeq and is a predicted model, not a curated record. Gene Ontology annotation, molecular function: transmembrane transporter activity. The transcript has 7 exons.
UCAAAAAGUCAUUUCUCUGUGCGUUUGACAGCUUUGUGCUUUUGGUGUGCGUGUUUUCAAAAUAAAAUCUCGCUCUUGCAUCAUGUGUAUAUAUUUGUGUUUGAUUUUAAUAAAUAAAGCUUGGAAUACAUAAUUAAGUUGUAUUCCAGCUUGAAAUCAGCAUCCAGACCUCCAAUAGAGUCUCAAUCUUUAGCGUUUAAAUGAAUGAAAACAACGGAACGGAAAACUGUGAACACGAGACACGUAACACAUACACUAUCACAUUUCAUUCAUAAGUGCACGUUCAUUGAUGAUAUUAGUCUUAAUAAACAAUAUCGACAUUGAAAUCGCACUGAUUUGUGCCACAAUGUAAAAAAAAGUGUCUGAUAAUGCAAUCAACAAGUUAUAAAAAAAAAUCCACAUCGAUUGACAGAGAAAACUUAAAAUUGUGUUGCAGCCAUAAUUUGUGAAUUAAAAUCGUCCAUGAGCAGUGAAUAAUUGGAAUUUGAUAGCGAAAGUUGUGCGGUGAAGUGCGCAUACAUUGUAAUCAUGAAUCCGACCAUUACUGUUGAGCAACAACCAUGGUGCUGGUCAUGGUUUCGUUAUAUUACCGUCGAACCGACGAUGUUCCUGUACAUGUUUGCAUUCCAAUUGACCUCAGUCGUCGAACAGGAUCUAUUCGUGAAGAAAGCCUGUCUGGUCAAUCAUAAUUUCACCGAAGAAAUUUGUGAUAAUCUCAAAAACUACACGGACACAUUCUACAAAGAAGUACAAAUAACAGUGUCGACGUUUCAUCAAUGGAACCAUAUCGCUGGUUAUAUUUUUACUAUCGUUAUUGCACUUUUCAUCGGCUCAUGGUCGGAUAGACGCGGUCGAAAAAUUCCAUUGCUCAUUGGAUUAACAGGGAAAUUAAUUUAUGUGCUGGGACUAUUGUUGAACAUUUACAACGACAAAUGGCCGGUGGAGUAUAUAAUUUACACGGCUACAUUGCCGAGUGCCUUAACAGGUGUAGAUAUUGCAAUAUUUGCAUCGGCCUUUGCAUACAUAUCGGAUGUGUCGAGUGUGGAAAAUCGAACUUUGCGCGUUACAAUUCUCGAGGUGUGUUACUUGAUAACUUUCCCGACAGGGAUCGCUCUAGGUUCAUAUCUGUUUAAUGUUGUGUUGGAUCAUUCGUACUUCAUUAUGUUCAGUAUUAAUGCGGUAUUUUUGAUGGCAGCUUUUCUUUAUUCGAUUUUUAAUUUAAAGUGGAGUACAUCUUCGAGGCAAAGAUCCAUCACAGAAGUGGGAUGCAAUGGAAUUCUUGGAGACUUUUUCGAUAAAAAGCAUAUUGUCGAUACUGUGAGCACUCUGACGAAAAAACGAUCAAAUCAUCGUCGAAUGUUCCUUUGGAUAUUCCUCGUUGCCAUGUUUUUCUAUACGUUUCAACGCGAUGAACGAAACUACACGUACCUUUACACUGGAAGUAAAUUCGGUUGGCAAACUGCCGAAUUCAGUACGUUCAAAGUGUUUCAAUCGUCAACGCAAAUUUUGAUGGUAUUUUGUGGAAUUCCAAUCAUGACGAAGCUACUUGAAUUCAGGGACACGACCAUUGCGAUGGUUGGUGCCUAUUGUUUUGCAACAGCUCGGAUUUUUUUCACACUUGCUGAAAUUCCGGAAAUUUUUUAUGUCGGUGCAGCUAUUUCCAGUAUGGGUCCUGUUGGUGGACCAAUUCUACGAUCUAUGACCUCUAAAGUGGUUCCAUCUUCUGAGCGCGGCAAAGUGUUUGCUGUUCUUUCCGCUUGCGAUAACGCUGUGCCGUUAAUCAGUUCGAUAUUAUACACUCAAGUGUAUAAUUGGACAGUUAACUCAUAUCCAGGAAUCUAUAUUCUUACGUUCAUAACGCAAAUGAUUCUAUUCUUCCUGAUGCUGACUGUGCACGUCGUACUGAAAGGAGAUCAAUUGGUCGCGGAUGAUAACGCAUGGGAAAUCGUAAAUGAAGACACAGCCAACAAUGUAAACAGUACCGCCAAUGUUAUUGACACCUCUGUUCAGACUGAAGAUCAUGAGAAAUGUUGAAAUUCUUGAGUUUUUUUUUCUCUUUAUAAAAUUUCAUUUCAUUUUUGUUAUAAGACAGACUUGUAGUAAUGUUUAGGUUAUAUGACCAUUCAAAAUGGAGUUAAAUGGAACAAAAAGACACUUUUAGCUUGUAUUAUGUAUUUGUUAUUCAAAAAUUCAAUAAAAUAAAACGAAUUUGUUAUUAUGGGAAUUACAUUUCUAUUCGUGAGACGUAAAA